Molecule: messenger RNA, 726 nt
Organism: Didymodactylos carnosus
Lineage: Eukaryota; Metazoa; Rotifera; Eurotatoria; Philodinida; Philodinidae
Source: the annotation of a GenBank genome assembly
CCAGAAACCCAAACUUUUUUUACCAUAGACAUAGCUCACUAUGGGCUACCAGAUGCGCGAAACCCCGGCUGAAAAGCGUUCUUUCACCUAGGAAUGUUCCCUUCUAAAUCAUCUUUAUCUUUUAUGAGAAAUAGUAAAUAAUCAAUUAUCUAUCUAUUUUUAUAUGACAACAUCUUUUACAAAAUAAUAACAAAAUCUAAAAGGAGGACAAGACACAUAACUCUUAAUCAACAUGGUUGAUUUUAUUCUUUAUAUUUAUUCACUUUUUUAAAUAAAAAAUGAUUAUUAAUAAUCAACAAAAUAAUUCUUCAAUAAAAAACGAUAAAUUAAUUGUUAAUUAUCUAUCCCAAUCAAUAAAAGAAAAUGACUUGACAAGAUGGAAAAUUAGCUUGUGAAAAGUUAAAUGGUUUACAAAUCGGUCAUAAAACAAUUCGUAUAGCACAAGUACGACCACAAUCAAAUGAAACACGUAAUACCAAAUUAUAUAUAAAAGGUUUUCCAAAUUUAUUCAGAGAAAAAGACUUUUAUGAUUUAUUUUCACCUUUUGGAGAAAUUGUUCAAUUAAGAUUUUUAAAAGAUAAAUUAAUUGCUUUUAUUAUAAUGUCAACUAGAAGUCAAGCUCAAACUGCUAAAGAUCAUCUUAUAUACGGUUCAAAUAAUGUUCUUCGAGAUUUGACAUUUGAUGAAGUAAUGGAACAACUUGAUCAAGGUUGUUUGUAUAAUUGA